This is a messenger RNA of Caenorhabditis angaria, 6823 nucleotides long. NCBI's taxonomy places the organism in Eukaryota, Metazoa, Nematoda, Chromadorea, Rhabditida, Rhabditidae. The record is from the annotation of a GenBank genome assembly.
AUGCCAAAUAAUAGUGAGUUUUUUUAUGAUUUGUGUUCAAAUUUUCAAAUUUGUAAAUUUGAAAAAAAAGCGAAAAUACGGGGGAAGUACAUUUUAUUACCUCCAAAAUGUAACCUUGGUUUUUUCAUGUCCGUUUUUUUAUCAUUUCAGUUUUUGAGAUAAUUGAAUUGACUUAUUCAUUAAUUUUGAUGAACGAUUAUUAGAAAUUCAGUUUUAUUGCGAUAGGAUCUGUCUUUUUUUGAAACAAUAAACAUCUUUUGACGUUAUUUGGCUGUUGUCCAAACUUGAGAAAUCACGUAGAACACAACUCGCCGUGUCAACAAUUGGAGCUUGUGUUAGACUUGGCUUGAAAGAAAAAAAGAACAUCGCCAGUUGUGAAAAUAGAUGAAACUUUGCACUUCUUUCUCUUUUUUCUCGUUUUUUCCUCAUCUCGACUAACCGAAAACCACUCAUUUUGUGACGAAAAAGAAUCGAUCGAUUUGCAAACUCUUCUCUAUUUAUUUUUUUCUUUGAAAGUUUCUUGUUUGUUUGCUCGAAUUGUGAAACAAAAUGUUUUUUGAACUUCGCGGUAGUUCUUUUCGCCUUUUUUCACUUCUCACUUUUUCAAUUUCCUAUAUUUUUCCUGUUACCGCAAUUAGUGAACGUGAAUGAUUUUUCUUCCGCCUUCAUCAACUUUUCUCAAACUAAUUAUCUUCUCAUUUCUAUUAAUAUAAUUUAUUGUAAAACGUGAAGUAGUUAUACUUUGCUCUUUUUUUCUGCAAAAAAUGAAAUAUAUUUCUAGAGAAAACGGAUGUCUGUUUCUGACUGACUUAUUUGAUUUUCCUUGUUCGCCUUGUUUUUUCUUUUUCUUUCAGCUGUUAACGUCAUGAACAAGCUUGUUUAUAGUUUGAUCUACAUUUCUUGUAGUUUGUGUUAGUUAUAAAAAUUAGACAACACGAAGGGUUUUAGGGUGAGCAAUAAAACAGCCUUUUAGAAAAUUGAAUUAUUUCAAAUUUCUUUAAAAACUGAAUCAGUUUUUCCCUAUUUUCAAAACAUAGUGAAUAAUUUGAAAUCAUAUUGCAAACAAAAUAUUGAGCUGAGACCAUUUUACAUCAUCAGAUUAUCUUUAGCUCAAUUUUCCCCCUCUUUUCCUCCUUCUUCCUUCCUAUUUCCAAAAAUUAGUCAUUCAUUCUUUUGCAGAUAUUUUCAGUUUUUUCUCUUCUAAUUAUUUUUCCAAAUUUUUCACCUUUUCUAAGAAACUUUGAAAUGACACCUUUUCUAAAUAACGAACUUUUAUUCAUACCAAAACACAAUACACAAGGUCAAUUUGGUCAAGGUUUCUGCAAAACAAUGAAGAUUGUUCUUUUUUGAUUUUAGAGGAACGCAAUGGGAUUUUCUUGAAAUUACUUUGAAAAAAGAUUAGCUAAUCCAAUUACUAUAUUUUUGACGUAACUUUUUUUUCAUUCAUUGAUACCAGGUGAAAAACAUUGUAGUCUGAUAUUUAUUUUCUUUUUCUGUCUAUUCUAUUCUCACAAAAAAAGUGAUCUCAAAAACAUGAGUUUUUUUUAUUUCCAGCCAACUCACAUAAAAAUACAUAAUGAAAUGAUAUCCCGGAAAUUAUUUUUAUUUUUCUAUUCAAUGUUGCAUGAUGUAUAUUGGAUAAAUAAAAUUAUUAAAGUCUGGCUUCCCUUUCAUGAAACCAGGAACGCAUUUUGUUGAGGCUUCUUUUUUUCGAAAAUUUUGAAAAGCUUUUGAUGAAAAAUCAAAUACUUGUAGGUUUUAACUUUCCAAACAAUAGUAAAAACAGAAUCUUGGAACCGCCACUGGACAAAAAUCAUUAGGUUCAGCUCAUUCAUAUCGAUAGAUAAAGAUACAUAUAUACUAUAAGUCUGAAAACUCAGAAAAAGUUUUAAAAAUUCAUGAUUUUCAACCAAACUUGAUUUCAUAAACUUACUUGAACUUAUGUCAUUUCUAGGCUCUCAAAAAUAUUGAUCUAGACGAUGUAUCUGGUAUGUAAAAUAGCUUCCUUUUUACUCUUGUUAUAAGUUAUUUUUGCACAACUCCGAGCUCUGUCACUAAAUUUAGAAUUUUCAGAAGUAAAGUUUAAAAAAAAUACAGUUAAAAUUUUUCAUACAAUUGUGACAAAAAAAUUUUUGUUCUGUACAAAAAAACAUAAGAAAAACUAUUAUUCUGUGUGCCUUCUCUUUUUUUCACGAAUUGCUAAUUGUAAAAAUUUUAUAUUCGAAUCUUUCUCUUUUUAUGCAUAAGAAAAUAUAUUUUACAUUUUAAAUCAAAACUUUGUUAUUAAAACUCUCUUUUUUCUUGAAAGUUGAACUUUUUUGACGACCAAACCAAAUUAAUUCCGAUUCAUCAAAUGUUUCCAGUGAAGUGAAAAAUCCAGAAGACUACUUCCCGGUUAGAUUUUUCCUAAAUGAUCAUUUCGAAAAUCAAACCAAACGUUUUUGAAAAAAAUUGAUGAACAGUUUCAGAGAGAAAACAAUGAUAAAACAGGCUGAUCAGCAAGUUAGGGAUCACUUUCAAACUGUGUUUCCAGUUGAACAAAUUUCUGAAACGUUUUUUUCGUUUGGUGUCAAUGUUUGACACGUAAUUAGGAGUAUAAAAAUGGAACGUUUGAAACUAACAGUCAUUAGAAACAUAUUCUAUAUUUCUGAAAAUGUUAGAGAACAGUUUCGAGAAAUUGUCGUUAGAUGGUGAGUUUUUUUAAUGAAAAGUUUUUUUUAAAAUAGAAGUUCAUUGAGCUCACAUAAUCACAAUCAAAAAGCUAUGUUAAUUUGACAUUCAAUUAAUUGAUUAUCAAAUGUGUGGGCUAGGAAAAAAUAACCCUUCAAAGUCAUUUAUUUUUAAGAUCAGAAGCAGUUGUAAUUUUUCUCUCCAAAAGCUCAUUGGGUUCAAAAAUCAAAUUUCUGUUCAGAAUGUUUCGGUCAUUAAUUUUGAAAAUAAAUAGCCAAGCUUUGCAUCGAAAAUGUUCCUAAUGUAUUGAAAAUGUUCCUAUGAACUUCAAGGAAAUCCGAUAACUUUCUCAAAAUCAAGUUUUCUUUCACAUCAAUUGAAGCUACACAAUUAAUUUUUAGCUCUCCAUCUUUUCACAAAAAAAACGACUCGAAAUCCAGCAUUUUUCCAGUCAGUCAGUCAGUCAGUCAGUAAAAAGGACUCAUGAGCUCCGCCUUCUCUUUCUGUCUCUCUCUCUCUCUCUUUCCGAAUUUCUUUUUCUUUUAUUCUGAAUGAAGGAAAAAGAAAAAGAAAAAGAAAAAAGAGGAAGAGGAAGGCUGUGCUCUCGCAUUUCUUCUUCUUCUUCUUCUUCUUGCUCCAAAAAUGCAUGUUUUUUCUCCUCUUCUGAUCUUCACUCUUUUUUUCUUCUUUCUGAGGAAGAGAGUUUUUCACUGCUUCGUCUUCUUUCUUUUUUUUGCUACAUACAUUUGUUCCGUUUGUGCACUUUUUGAAAGUCGUGAAAGAAAAAAAAAACUUUUUUACAGUUUUUUAAAAUUAUGAUUGUUCCACCGGUUUCGAUGGUUCUUUAUCAUGAACUAUCUUCGAUUAAAAAUAAAAGUGAGUUUAAAAACAACCUUUUUAUAUUGUAGAUAUAAUUAGUUUUGAGAAUUAUAUUGCCCUAUUUGACCUAUAAAGUAUUGAUAAAUCAUAGCUAAAUAUAAAUAAAAUUCAUUUAAGGGGAUUCCGAACUAAAAAAAGAUAUACAACACGGAAGUGUCAAAUUGUAAUGAGAAUACCACCUCCAUAAAUAAAUAUAACUUUUUUCCAGAACGGGAAAAAAUUCCCGAAGGCACAUUAUGCGUUGUAUGCGGUGAUUUGGCGAGUGGUAUACAUUAUUCGGUUGCCAGUUGUAACGGGUGUAAAACAUUUUUUCGACGAGCUCUUGUCAAUAAACAGACUUUCACGUGCCAAUUUGCUGGCGAUUGUGUUGUGGGAAAAUGUAAGUCGACUUUUUUUCGCAUUCUCUUCCUUUCCUUUUUGGAACAAAAUUGGAUGCUGACUGAAGAACAUCUUGGAGAAAUAAGAUAACUUGAACUUUUUUUUGCUUUGUUUUGAAAAAUAGAUAUGCGGAAAUUUGAUAGCCAUUUUUUUACACUUUAAACCAAAAAACACUAUCCUAUCCAGUCAAUUUACAUUCCGAUUAAAAUGUGAUAAUCCUUUUACUAAACGGAAGAUUUGUAUAUUUCGUGAUCUUCAUUCUUAUUAAAACGAUAAUAUCUUGCAGCUGUUCGAUGUGUUUGCCGAAGUUGUCGACUGAAAAAAUGUUUCGAUAUGGGAAUGGAUCCCAAGGGUAUGUGUUUUUCUUUCCUUCCUUCUCAUAAUUCUCUCUCGUUUGAUUAGCAUCUAAAAAGUUUCGCAAAUUUUUUAUUUCGCACAUAUAUCCCUAGUGUAAUUGAAUUUCCCAUCAUUUUGGGAGCGAGGGAGAAAAGAGUAAUUUGGAAGUUGGGGAUAGAAAGAGUGCAAUAAAACUAGAGACUUUCAGCAAUUCAACACGAUCGAGACAAAAUUCGAUAUACAAAAGCUUUGAAGAAAAAACGUGAUGAAGAGAAACGGAUUAAGGAAACUGUGAUCAAGGAAGAUAUUGGAAGUCCACAAAGUAUAACAUCUGAUACAUAUAUUAACACAUCUACACCAUCUUCAAGCACAAUGGUAACAAUGAUGGAACCUGAAACAUCGCAUUUUGAUUCAGAGGCGCAGGUUUGUUAAUUAGCUUAUUUAUUCUGAUUCUCAUUCUCAUUCUAAAUUGAACUAAUUACAGCACGAUGUUCGAACAAUGAUCGAUAACCUAAUAUCCAUUGAAAAUAAACUGAUAGCAGUUCGAAAUUCAUAUAUGUUUGAACCUCAUCCAACAGCAGCUUUUUCAAUGUGUCAGAGGUAAAUCAAUACCGUAUUUUCAUUACGCAAGUGGAAUAUUUCCACCUGUCUUCUGGGAGAGAAAAAAAAACAAUUUAGUUUUUCAGUGAGAGAGAGAGAAAAACGUUUUCCAAAAAAUAUGUCAUUUACACAUGUCUCUCAUCCAUCAAAAUAAAACUUUGCACUUUUGUAUUGAACAGGGAAAGCAAAAUGGAAAAAUAUGAAAGGCUGACAAAUUAUAGGCUUUGGGGAUUUCGGAAAAAUAACAUUCAUAGAAUUGUCUAUAUUUAUUUUUAGCCAAGCUAGCAUUUCAAUCAUAAUUGAAUUUUCAAGAUGACUAUCAAAUUUGGAAAAAAAAUCAAUUCUUUUGCAGUAGUCUAUUCAAAGAUGAGAAUUGGCUGGCUGAAAACACAAUAACUCGAAUACCAAAUAAGCCAACAGUUUGCUCAUUGGAAAAUAUGCGCGAUUGGUUUGUUCGAGAUUUAUCCCUAAUGCUCGAUUGGGGUAAAUGUCUACCCAUUGUAGACGGAUUAUUGCUUAAUGACAAGGUGAGUAGACUGAAAUAUAUAUAUAUAUAUAUAGACUAAUAUUAAUUAUUAUUUUUGCAGCUGGCAUUAAUGAAAGCAUUCGCGCCGAUAUUCCCUCUAAUUCAGUUAGCAUUCUAUACACGCUGUCAAGAAAAUGAGAAUGAGGAAAUAGAUUGUAGUGGUGUCGUAAUUAGUAAGUUUGUUUUUUUUGUACAAAAAAACUGAAAACAAAGUUGUUUUUUGUUUAGAAUUGGAACCUGAUUGCACACCUCCACCUCCAAAAGUUCCUGUUGUUCGAUUAACUUAUCCAGAUGGAACAUUCAUUGAGAAACAUGAUGAUACGGCUGAAACAUCACAGUUAGUUUUCAGCUUUUUCUUUUUUUCCAAACUGACAGUUUCAUUAAUGCCAGAUGUAUUUCAGUGAGCAAAUGAAUCAUAUGCUAAUCGAUGGAUGUUAUAAACUGAUGAGACAGCUGCAAGUCACAGAUUCGACCUUUGUGUUAUAUAAAAUGCUACUGUUUCAUAAUCCAGGUGAGUUUUUGGGGUUUCGUCAGGAUUAGAAUAUUUUUAAAUUACGUCGAAAAAUGUUUGGGAUCGUAGAAUGAAUCUAUUCAUUUGAAAAGAGAUCUUUGAAAAAUUAAUGAUUUUACAACAUUUUCAAGUAUUCUUUUUCGUGAAAUUACUUUUCCGAAAAACUAUGAAAACUUAAUCAACAUUUGUGUUUUAGAAGAGUUACUUUCAAUGCAUUUCAAGAUUCUGAAAAAAUGAAUUUUUGAAUUUUUUCCACCUAUCUUAAUUCCUAUAAAUGAGUUUUGAGUUCUACGCUUGAAAAAGUCCCCGAUAAAAAUUGAUCUUCUUGGUGAAUCUUCACGUUUUUUCAAACGAUUAUUGAAUCAAAUUAUUAUAUUUUUCCCCACUACAUGGACUAAAAAAUCAACAAUUUAUUUCAGAUGCUGAAGGUCUAUCUGUACUUGGAAAACGAACAAUCGAAACCGAAAGAAUGAGAUUAUUAACACAAAUGUACUUCUAUCUAUCAAAUGAGCGAGGACGAGAAGCACAGACAAUGUUCUCAAAUCUUCUGAUGAUGUCAGCAACGCUCAGUGUAAGUUUUUUUUGGAGAAAAAAACAAAUUUGAUAAUAUCUUUAUAGCAUGUAGUUAUUGCACUUUUAUAAGCGUAUUUAUGGAAAAAGCGGAAGUGACUCGAAAGAUUUUCUGUUUGUAAUACUUUGGGAUUAUACUUUUUGAGAACAACAAAUAACAAAAUGCAACAAAAAUUUGAAUUUUGAAAUUAGCAUAGCAUUAAAAAUUCCCUGGAGCCAAAUUAUUGUGAUUUACUAUAUUUGUUUUUUUUUUUCAGAAAACAGCAUCUUUCAUAAAACGUGUAUUCGACAUCAAUCAUAUUUUCAAUCGAACGAAUGAUUUAAUUGAUCAACUCAUUAUUGUUGGAAUUUAA